Lotus japonicus is the source of this 1936-nucleotide messenger RNA. Its product is annotated as transcription factor AS1-like. The record is from RefSeq and is a predicted model, not a curated record. The coding region runs from base 526 to 1596 and encodes 356 amino acids. The transcript has 2 exons. Lineage: Eukaryota; Viridiplantae; Streptophyta; Magnoliopsida; Fabales; Fabaceae.
ACGACACUGCUGCAUUAAUGCUUUUUCCACUUUUUAUCUCUCUCUUCACCUUGUGACUCUGUGGGGUCUCUUCUCUCCCGUCUUGUCCAAUUCCAACUCACUCUCUCUCUCACAGUGUCCUGUCUUCACUCUACGACCCUGCGGGUAUAUUUUCUCUCUCUCUCUCUAGGAUAAUGGCAACGAUGCUUCUCGCUUUUCCCUUCUUUCUCCUCCUCGUUUCUAUAACCCAAAAUUGUUCUCUUUCACGGACCCUGAUAUUAUGCCUCGGAGAACUAGAAGCGAGCUGCUAGGGAGUUAGGGAGCAAGUGUGACCAUUCCCACAUCAUCAUCAUCUUCUUCUUCUGUUUUGACCAUCUGGGUCGGCUUCAGUUUUUGUAUUGUGUUUAGAACCAAGGUUGGGAACUAUAUGGUGCCAUGUUGCUGCAGAAAAUAGUGAUUUUUUUUCGUCUGGUUUGAAGUUUGUAGGAUGAUACAUGAUGAAGAGUUCAAAUCUCAAGAAAUGUUCUGUUGGAUUUGCUCUUGGAAAUGAAGGAGAGGCAACGUUGGACAUCUGAGGAGGAUGCUCUAUUAUGUGCUUAUGUCAAACAGUAUGGUCCUAGAGAAUGGCAUCUCGUGUCUCAGCGCAUGAACACGACUCUUCACAGGGAUGCAAAGUCGUGUUUAGAAAGGUGGAAGAACUACCUGAAGCCCGGAAUCAAGAAAGGAUCUCUCACGGAGGAAGAGCAGCGCCUUGUCAUCCGCCUUCAAGCAAAACACGGCAAUAAGUGGAAGAAAAUUGCUGCAGAAGUCCCAGGUCGAACCGCUAAGAGGCUAGGCAAGUGGUGGGAAGUUUUCAAAGAGAAACAGCAGAGAGAAAAACAGGAGAUUAGCAAGUCAAUCGGCCCGGUUGAUGACAGCAAAUACGAUCACAUUCUCGAGACUUUCGCGGAGAAGCUAGUGAAAGAGCAUCCUUCACCAUCAUAUCUCAUGGCUGCUUCUAAUGGACCCUUUCUCCACACUGACACACCUGCUGCCACCCCUGCAUCAGCUUUGCUCCCUCCUUGGCUUUCAAAUUCGAGCAACAAUCCAGCCACAGCUGGGCAGCCACCUUCCCCUUCCGUGACAUUAAGCCUCUCCCCCUCGACAGUGGCAGGACCACCACCUCCAUGGAGAGGACUGGAGAAUAAUGCUCUUGCUAUGGCGAACACAGCGCCCCACGGAACUGUUCCUGCUUUCAGCGAUAACAUGCUGGUAUCUGAGUUAGUGGACUGCUGUAAGGAGUUGGAAGAAGUGCACGGCGCGUUGGCCGCACAUAAGAAGGAGGCGACCUGGAGGCUGAGAAGGGUGGAGCUGCAGUUGGAGUCAGAGAAGGCGAAUAGAAGGAGGGAGAAGAUUGAAGAAACGGAAGCUAAGAUUAAAGCUCUCAGGGAACAACAGAAUGCUGCUUUGGAAAGAAUUGAAGCAGAGUAUAGAGAACAGUUAGCUGGAUUGAGGAGAGAUGCAGAAACCAAAGAACAAAAGCUGGCUGAGCAAUGGACUGUAAAGCACUCGCGCCUUAUGAAGUUUAUGGAGCAGAUAGGAUGCAGAUCCCGGAUUGCAGAGACUAAUGGAAGAUGAAGACAUCACUCAGAAUCGAUAUCUGGUUGGGGUGCUGUUCUGGCUUGAAUCAUAUAUGCAGUCACUCACAUAUUAAGUUUUGAUCUUGUGCCUAACCUCCAGUUUUACAAAUGUCUGUUAUUGCAACUUGAGGAAUUUGUAUUAGAAUUAGUUGAUGAGUUGCAUCCAUCUUUAUGAAUAUGAACUGAGUUAUAAGUUUAUGUAGCUUAUUUCUGUCUUAUGUUCCAUUUCCAUUGGGAUCUCGAAUGACAUUUGUACAAACUGCAAAGGGAUGUUGUUAGCCCGGACUUUUAGUUUGGAAGUGUUCUUAUGAUUAAAAUAAAGGUCCAUUCAUAUUGCA